Chara braunii is the source of this 1625-nucleotide messenger RNA. The record is from the annotation of a GenBank genome assembly. NCBI's taxonomy places the organism in Eukaryota, Viridiplantae, Streptophyta, Charophyceae, Charales, Characeae.
GUCGAGAAAUCCUCGGCCGACCUGCUCCGCGAUGACCUGCUAUCGCAGUAGGUACAUUGCCAUGGCCUAACCUUCCACCCUUCCUCAGAAGAGUAACACGGCUUCGUCGUGGGAAGGAAAAGACCAGGAGCAGCCUACAGUCACUGGACUCGAUUGCUAGCACAUGCACACGGAUAUGCACACGGACAUAGCGCGCGGAAGACACGUGCGUUGAUACCACAGCUACCGUAGUCUAUAACCCACUUGGGCGCAUAGCUAUGGAGGCGUCACAACAACCGACAGGAGCGCUAAGGGGGGGGGUGCAAGGAACUAUUCCCAUCCCCCUAGACCCUUUGGGCGAUAGAGUGAUGGAAGAAGUCGAACAAGCUGGAGCGAAGGAAGUAGAGAGAGACAACGCAGCACCCGAAGACGAACGGAGGAGAUCUCCUCCACCAGCGUUCACAGACUAUUCAAGGGACGAGCCAAGGAUUCGGCACAUGAUGGAGAUGUGCUACGACAUGGGGGUGAUGCCUCCAGACAUCGAUGUUGGGGAAAUGAGGGAAGAUGGCUGUAAAGUCACCUUCAUCCUUAACUCUACUAUCGAUGAAAUCAAGUUACGAUGGCUGAAGGAACGGUCAGUAACAGUCAUUUUUCAAGACGGCUCCAAAAAUUUACCCAAGAGAGUCAAGGAGGAGGUCAUCCGAGCUUAUGAGGACACCUGGGUGAGGGAGAGGCUUUUUGACUCGGCAAUCUCUCGAGGGCGAGUCAAGAUGGAAUCGGCGAACGUGCUAACUUAUAUUGCCAAGGACGCUAGAGUGGCGACAUGGAAGAAGGAGAAAGAGAUAGACAAGAUCUUGCUGAGAAGGAAGUGGCACACUAUUGCAUUCAAGCCUUGGCUGACCAAGACUGAGUUGGAGGAGGAGCGCCGCCAAGAGCAACAAAAAUACUUCUGGAUACCAUGCAUCGACGUACCUGUCGACGCAUAUUGCUAUCUGCAUUCGGCAGCUUCGAGAUCAAUCGGAGAGGUGCAUCGAGUGUACCCCCCAGAACGAGACUCUCAGAAACCUCAGUUAAUCAACGUACGCCUGGAUAUUGUCGCGGAAGCACGAGAAAACAUCAAAGACUCGCUCUCUUUCGUGACCUGCCAGCAGCAGGAAAUCACGGUCGCAGUGGCAACAGCGCUGACUCCAUGGUGCGACACCUGCCGGAUUUUUUUCCAUCUUCCGGCAACAUGUCCACGGAAUCGCUCAAGACCUAGGCAGCAACGCAGCGGAAGUAACGACCGCCAAUCGGAAAGGAGAGAGAGAUCCCCCUCAAUGGAGGAUAGGCGAUCCAGAGAGAGGAGGCGGUCGCCUUCCCCAGCACCAUCGGAGGACUCAGUGUCAUCAUCGGAGUCUCGAGGACCUAGUGUAAUUGGAGGCGGAGGGGGCGCUGGAGGCCGCCCGAACGCGGAUGCUGAGUCACCUGACAUAUGGAAUCGAAGAAUGGAUGGAGAUCGAAGACAAAGCAGGAGUGGCACCGAGGAUGGAGCGAGGAACGGAAGACCGGGAGAAGACCGGGGAGGCAAUGGAAGGAGGAGCAGAGAAGUAACGAAAGGGGAGAAUAGCCAGAAUCAAUGAAGACAGCCCCAUGGAAGCCCUACACGA